Messenger RNA from Nanorana parkeri, 1292 nucleotides. It is a transcript of the gene PXDC1, whose product is annotated as PX domain containing 1. Gene Ontology annotation, molecular function: phosphatidylinositol binding. The transcript is spliced from 5 exons. The record is from RefSeq and is a predicted model, not a curated record. The coding region runs from base 86 to 781 and encodes 231 amino acids. NCBI's taxonomy places the organism in Eukaryota, Metazoa, Chordata, Amphibia, Anura, Dicroglossidae.
AGGGGCGAUCUUGAGGAAUCGUGUGCUGCCACGUUGUAGCGGAUCGUGUUGGGAUGUGGGUGCCAGGGUCUGCAGGAGGCUGAGGAUGGCAUCGGCUGUGUUUGAGGGCACCUCCCUGGUGAACAUGUUCGUUAAAGACUGCUGGGUUAAUGGGAUCAGGAGACUGAUCAUAAACCGGAAAGGAGACGAGGAGGAAUUCUUCGAGAUCAGGACUGAGUGGUCGGAUAGGAAUAUUUUGUAUCUGCACCGGAGUUAUUCGGAUCUUGGGAGGCUCUUUAAGAAGCUGCUUGAGUCAUUUCCUGAAGAUCAUGGGGAGCUGUCACAGUCAUCUCUGCUGGAAGGACUCAUCACAAUAAAAGAUGCUCAUGAAAUAGAGUCAAGACUAAAUGAAGUUGAACAACUCCUGAAGACUGUCAUAAAUAUGCCUUGUAAAUAUUCAAGGUCAGAGGUUGUCCUCACUUUCUUUGAGAGGUCCCCACUUGACCAAGUGUUAAAAAAUGAUAAUGUUCACAAGAUCCAGCCAAGUUUCCAGAGCCCUAUUAAAAUAUCUGAAAUCAUGCGUUCCAAUGGGUUUUGUUUAGCCAAUACAGAAACGAUAGUCUUUGACCACAGCAUUCCCCAUGCAAAGGAUCCUGACUUGGAUGUAGAUUCAACAGAUCACUUAUUUGGAAAUGGAACAGAUUUUCCUCAAGAGGCCGAGGACGUUGAUGACCCAACAGCUUAUGUUACUAAUUUGUCCUAUUACCAUCUGGUUCCAUUUGAAACAGAUAUUUUAGACUGAAGCUAUCAAGAACCUGCAAGGAUUUUUUUUACCGUGAAGGUGAAACCUCCUGAGUGCUGCUAUCCCUGUGGCCUUUUUUAAAACUUUAAAAUGCAUUUCUCUUAGCAACUAGCGCACAGACUUCAGCAAUGAGGAGUAGACUUUUCAGAAUGCCUUAAUGUGAACGAGAGGCAGAAGAUGCCCUGGAAAGCUUGAAAUAAAGUUUCGCUUGUUCUGAUUAUCCAUUCCACAAUACUUAUCUAGCCUGUUUUUGCAUGCACAGUGGCUUUUUCCAAACAUAGUGCAUGAUCAGAAUUGUUUGCCUAAUUGUUGCCAGAAGAUCGAAGAAUCAUACACCAGCAGCAAAGUUAUAAUAUUGCAGUAAUUUAUGUCACAGUCGCUGAAGAGAAAGGGCUUUCUAUAGGCACAGUGACUAUUAUUAUUAUUUUGGAUGAAUGAUCCUCAACAACCAAACAUAAGCUGUAGUUUUUUCAUUGCCUACAGUUCCUGAAUGUAUCCAGAAUAGUGCAAA